Molecule: messenger RNA, 480 nt
Organism: Lathyrus oleraceus (garden pea)
Lineage: Eukaryota; Viridiplantae; Streptophyta; Magnoliopsida; Fabales; Fabaceae
Exons: 1
Coding region: 1-480 (159 amino acids)
Source: RefSeq, a predicted model, not a curated record
AUGAGUGAAAUCAAUCAACCCAUUCCUGGUGAGCUUGAGACUUCGCCACCAAAAACCACUACCCAACAUUCACAUACCAGUGGUUCUGAUCACGAAGCUAGUUCAUGCGAAGAAGACCAAGCUGGAGUGAAAAAGGAUACUAUGGUGGUGGAUGAAGAGGUUCAGGAUGGAGAUAAACCUGAAGAUGGUUCUCCUAACAUCGAAGGCACAAUCCAUGCCAACCAAGAGGGUAACGAUGGUGAAGUAGUGGCAAUGGGGGAGGACGACGAAGGCAACCAGACCCUACCCAAUGUUGGACAUGAUGGAAGUGAUGGUGAAGAUGAUGGAGACUCCAAAGAAGAGGAGAACAAUGGUGAGGGAACCAGGACACAGUCGAAGGACAGACUCAGAGUCAAACUCUUGCCACUCCAACAGUUGUGGCUAUUCCUGAAGGCAGAGUUUCGACAAGAAGCGCUGGGGGUUUUUCUUUUGAAGAACUAG